This is a messenger RNA of Epinephelus fuscoguttatus (brown-marbled grouper), 5796 nucleotides long. RefSeq names its product ubiquitin like modifier activating enzyme 6 (gene uba6). Gene Ontology annotation, molecular function: SUMO activating enzyme activity. Gene Ontology annotation, biological process: protein sumoylation. Gene Ontology annotation, cellular component: cytoplasm; SUMO activating enzyme complex. The transcript has 32 exons. The record is from RefSeq and is a predicted model, not a curated record. Bases 93 to 3170 code for a protein of 1025 amino acids. NCBI's taxonomy places the organism in Eukaryota, Metazoa, Chordata, Actinopteri, Perciformes, Serranidae.
CAACCAUUCAUUCGCUAGAGCUCGUCGCGCAUACUGACAGGUAGAGCCGUUAUCUCUCAGACAGUUGAAUUCCCCCCUCUUCCCCUCCCAGCAUGGCUGCAGACUCGAUGGAGAUUGACGACUCUCUUUACAGCCGCCAGCGUUAUGUGCUGGGAGACAGUGCUAUGCAUCAGAUGGCCCAGUCCUCAGUCUUCCUCAGUGGAAUGGGAGGACUGGGAAUCGAGAUUGCAAAGAAUAUUGUCCUGGCUGGUGUGAAGGCAGUCACCCUUCAUGACACAAAACAGUGUGAAACCUGGGAUCUGGGCUCCAACUUCUUUAUCCACAAAGAGGAUGUGUUGAGCCAAAGAAGAAGGGUGGAGGCAGUGUGCCCUCGAGUCGCAGAGUUGAACCCUUAUGUCCAUGUUGACAUGUCUUACUCUGCUCUGGACAAUAACACUGAUCUCAGCUUUCUUGCAAAGUAUCAGUGUGUGAUUCUGACUGAAGCCAGAUUGAGUUUACAGAAGAGAGUGAAUGAGUUCUGCCACUCACAGCGACCCCCCAUCAGAUUCAUUGGCUGCGAUGCAUACGGCAUCUGUGUGCGGGUGUUUUGUGAUUUUGGAGAUGAGUUUGAGGUGUCAGAUCCCACAGGGGAGGAGCCCAAGGAGAUUUUCAUCCAAAGUAUCACUCAGGACAAUCCUGGGCUGGUAACCUGCAUGGACAACCAACCCCAUGGCUUACAGACAGGCCAGUGUGUUGUCUUCAGAGAGGUCAAUGGCAUGGAGGAAAUCAAUGGCACUGCACGGCAGGUUUCAGUCCUUUCCCCUUACAGCUUUGCAAUAGGAGACACAUCCCAACUACAACCAUAUGCACAUGGAGGUUUCUUUGUUCUGGUGAAAACUCCCAAGACCUACAGAUUUGAGACAAUAGAGAGACAGUUGUGUGAUCCUCAGGUCCUGAUUCCAGACUUCAGCAAACCAGAGGCCCCGCUACAGAUCCAUGCAGCCAUGUUGGCUCUGGACAUCUUCCAGGAGCAGCACAGUAGACUUCCCAACAUCGGGUGUUUACAGGAUGCUGAGGUUUUACUGAAGCUAACUGAGGAAGUGAAUGCAACCCUCAGGAACAAAGCUUCUGUGAAUACUGAGUUAGUGCGCUGUCUGUCGAGAACAGCGAGGGGAACUCUUCCUCCGUUAGCAGCAGCUGUAGGAGGUCUGGCCAGCCAGGAAGUUCUCAAGGCCAUCACAGGGAAGUUUGCACCACUGCAGCAAUGGUUUUAUCUGGAUGCCAUCGAAGUAGUCAGGCCACUUCAAUCUGUUUCUGCUGAAGAGUUUUUCCCGAGGGGUGAUCGGUAUGAUGGAUUACGAGCAUGCAUUGGUGAAUCAAUGUGUCUAGAACUGCACAAGCUUAAGGUCUUCAUGGUGGGCUGUGGUGCCAUUGGCUGUGAAAUGCUGAAAAACUUUGCCCUGCUUGGAGUGGGAUUGACCAAGAGCUCAGGAGAGGUAUGCAUCACAGACCCAGACCUAAUAGAAAAGUCCAACCUCAAUCGGCAGUUUCUCUUCAGACCACAUCAUAUACAGAAACCGAAGAGUACCACAGCAGCAGAAGCCACUCGCGAAAUCAACCCAGACCUGCAGGUGGAUGCUCAACUCAACAAGGUGUGUCCAGCUACUGAGAGCAUCUACAAUGACUCCUUCUACUCCCGCCUGAACCUAGUGGUCACUGCGCUGGACAACGUGGAGGCCCGGAGAUAUGUAGAUAGCCGCUGUGUAUCCAAUCAGAAACCUCUCCUGGACUCUGGCACCAUGGGAACUAAAGGACACACAGAAAUCAUUGUGCCAAAUUUGACAGAGUCCUACAAUAGCCAUAGGGACCCCCCAGAAGAGGAGAUCCCAUUCUGCACUCUCAAGUCUUUCCCCUCUGUCAUAGAGCACACCAUUCAGUGGGCCAGAGACAAGUUUGAGAAUUCGUUUGUCCACAAGCCCUCCAUGUACAACUCCUUCUGGCAGACCCACUCCUCAGCUGAAGCCGUGCUUCAGAAAAUGCAGGUGGGGGAAAGUCUUGAGGGGGCAUUCCAGGUCAUUAAGCUGCUUAGCAAACGGCCUAGCACAUGGGAACAUUGCAUCAGUAUUGCCCGUUUGAAAUUCGAAAAGUAUUUCAAGAGAAAGGCCCUACAACUGUUGCACUCUUUCCCCCUGGACACAAGGUUAAAAGAUGGAAGUUUGUUUUGGCAGUCCCCAAAAAGACCUCCAGCACCUUUUGAGUUUGACUUGAAAGACUCUUUGCACAUCACUUUCAUUGUCAGCACUGCACGGCUCUUUGCAGGAAUUUAUAACAUCCCUUACUCAGAAAAGGAUCUCUCUGAAGAGACCAUAAUCAGGGUUCUGUCAGAUGUCAAAAUUCCUGAGUACAGGCCCUCAGAGAAAUGUAUAGAGACAGAUGAGACGGCAAAGAAGCCUGAUCACAUGAAGAUGCCUCUAAGCAGUGAAGAGGAGAGGGAGGCCAUCAUACAGCUGGAGCAGGCCAUUGCUACUGGCAAUGUCACAGCAGAGAGGUUACAGAUGAGUCCACUGCAGUUUGAAAAGGACGAUGAUGGCAACGGACACAUGGACUUUGUCACAUCAGCAUCUGCCCUCAGAGCCAAGAUGUACUCCAUCGAGCCCGCUGACAGACUCAAGACCAAACGAAUUGCUGGCAAGAUCAUUCCUGCUAUUGCCACGGCAACAGCUGCUGUGGCUGGACUGGUGGCCCUUGAGUUGGUGAAGGUGGUUGGAGGCUACGAAUUUGAAUCUUUCAGAAACUGCUUCUUUAACCUGGCCAUUCCUGUAGUGGUGCUCACUGAGCCUGCUGCUGUUAAACAGUCACACAUCAGGGACAACAUCUACUUCUCCAUCUGGGACUGUUGGACCAUCUUUGGCCACGAGGACUUCACUCUCUCUGACUUCAUGAAUGCAGUGAGGGAAAAGUACGGAAUUGAACCGACGAUGGUCGUCUAUGGUGUGAAGAUGCUGUAUGUGCCUGUGAUGCCUGGACACUCAAAGAGACUCAAGCUAACGAUGCAAAAGCUGAUCAAACCAUCAGCAGACCGCCGCUACGUUGACCUCACCGUGUCAUUCGCUCCAGAGGCAGACGGAGACGAUGACCUCCCCGGUCCUCCUGUAAGGUACUUCUUCAGCCGCAAUGGAGAGACACCUUGACACCUUCCUAGAUGUCGUCCUCAAACCUCUUGUGUCCUUACUUCCCUUCUUUCAUGUAAAUUGUUUCACCCCAAUUACCUGGGCCUGGGCCAAGAUCUUUCCCUUCAGGAUGUUAUGUGACGAGGGCAAAGCUCCUGGCCCCAACACCAGCCCCCCAUGUACGUAACACAGCAAGAAAAGACCAGUGGUGGUCCCAGUUUUUCUUGCCUGAGAUCUAGCCAACACAAGGCUGCUUGAGUAGCACUUGACUGUACCUGUGUACAUAUAUUUUCUCUGUUCUGUUUUCUACUCUGGUGAAAUGCACAGCUCUGCCUGUGUCAAUGCCUUAAUUGAUUAAUAAUCUGUUUCUGUUUGUGGCAGUGAGUCUGACUAAAACUAUGUUUACAGAAAACUACAUAUGCCCAAAACAACCCCAUAAGUCUCAUUUGUGUUUUAAGUCUGCUUAACUCUAAAGGGGGUGGUGGUAGGGCUGUUUCGGCAGUGAGGUGGAUUUGUAGUUGGUAGGCAUCACAUCCUCUUCCUCCUCAGUCCUCUCAUUGGCUUUUGAAAUUAUUGCCAACUACAGAAUUUGCCAGAAAUGGGUUAUCUCUCUCCCUAUAGAAACAAGCCAAUAUUUGUUGUAUAAUUUAGAGGUGCAAAAGGUCAGUGGUCAACAGCAAAAUCACCAAAGAUACUGAUUAUCAUUGUGUCUUCAGAUGAUUGUUCUCUUUUAUGAUUAAUAUGACUGCCUCAUAAAAACACAUUCAUAUCACUGGGGAUGGAUAUUACCCAAACAGAGCAACAUACAGCAGCUGCAGCUUGAUGUGCGUCAUCACAGGUUGCGAGAUAUGCCAUUGUCCUAUUGAUGAGCAUCAACACUUCAGACAAGCAAUUUAGUUACACAACUCCCCAGUAAAUUGGCCCUGGUCCGGCAAGCUGUUGGAGCUAGCAUGGAGCCCACACUGUCAAUCUACAAUCCCUGAAGAAAUAUCACAUUUUUGUAAAAACGAAAAAGUGACUACAAAAAGAAGAGAAACAAGAAGAGCCUACAAUAUGCAUUUGAAAGAUAUAUCCAGGAUGUCAAACUGACUCAGCAGUAAAACCAAGUUUGAAAGAUAAAGAUAGAAGCUAAAGCCUAAAUAUCACAUUGUAAAAGUAAACCGCCACAUCACCUGGCGAUCAAGACUGAAGCAAAUGAAAUUAAAGGGAAACUUUGCUGAUAUCACACCAGCCAUUUGUCACUGCAGUUUGUACAGACCCCUCUUUGGCGAUGUGCGGGUAGCUCUGGGGGAAGCCAGACACUGUUUAUCUGCACACACUGCGAUGACACACACUUGGUUGAAAAUUGGCAAAGUUUCCCUGCUUCCCUUCACUGGUUCCUGUACAGCAGGGUAGGUCAUUAUUCACUGUUAGAAAGCAAAAGCAGCAUGUGUAUAUGCCAUGUACAUUCACUAUACGUUCAGUAGCUAGCUAGCUAACCCAACCCUUUUUAGGGUUUGAUUUUGGCUUUGGAAUGGGGAGGAAACGUAUAUCUGCUUUCAAUCUCCCGGUAACCAAUAUCACUGUAACAUUUAACCUCGACUAGUUCACAAUCUACAAAACCAGCCAGAAAAUCUAAAAUGAUUGUAAAAGACUCAAUGUGUAUUUGUCGGACCCUGGUCGGAGCUGGCUGAUGCUAUGCCAUGAUUGGUCAGUCUGCGUUCAAGUGGUGGGACUUAGUGAAGGGUCAAUUAAGGUGCGUCAAAUAAUGCAGCAGAUGUGUGUUGCACUUAACUUUACGGGCAAAACCACCCAUGGAUUGUAGCUGUUUGUCUUGCCCAUCAUGUUAUAUACUUAGGCAAUGACAGCAUUGACAUCAGUUAACACAUUUGGGUAAAUGAUACCAUUAGAUUAAGUAAUGGCAUUAGUUCAAUGGCUGUUUUACACACAGAAAAGGCAUUUUGUUUUUGAUAGAUGUGAAACAUCUGUACCACCAUCUGGGAUCACACUCCUACUGUUUAAAGCACCUUUUUUCAAGAAACAAAAUCUGUGCUGUUCAUGAUUUCUUUGUUGCAUUUGGUUAUGGGUGUGUGUCCAUGACCUGUAUUUAUUUACUUGUUACUCAUUUUUGUCACUUUUUUGUGUCAAACUGAGCCUGUGUUGAUGAACUCUGUGGAGUCAUGGUGCACUGGUUAAUUGUGAAUCAACAAUGAACAAAAGUCAUACGAAAAGUGUUAAAGUACAUCAUCCUUCUGUUUAGCUGCAGUGGAAGGUUGUGAAAGGGAUCUUUGGAAUAGUCUGCAUUGGCUUUCAUUGGCAAUAAAGUCAAAGUUAUUUUGAAUGGAGUCAUUAUUAAGGAUGUACUGAAGUUACUGAGAUCGACCUGAAGAUGCAGCCCACUAACGGGUGUGUCAAUUAAGACUAGUCACACAAAAUUCUUCCUCAAAUACGUUUAUUUUUCUCCCCAUAACCAGAGGUGGUGAAUUUCGCUUUGCACAGAAAAUGUCAUUAUCAUAUUGACAACACUUCCUGUGCAGUGAAUGUCAUAAGUGUAAAACAAAACAGUGUUAACGUGUGACAAUGAUAAUGAUGUAUGUUCCUGUGACAGACAACUCAACCAAUGGUCCAAUAAAAUGUGAGAUUUCAGGAUGUCCUCAAGACUAAAGCU